AUGGCUUCCAAGUGCCUCAAGGCCAGCUUCUCCUCGGGGUCUCUCAAGGGCCCCGCUGGUGGCUCUGCCCGGGCGGCCACCAUGUACUCCAGCAGCUCCUGCAGGCUCCCCAGCCUGGCCCGCGGGGCCCGGAGCUUCUCCUCCUGCUCCGUGGGGCUGGGCAGAAGCAACUGCAGGGCGGCCAGCUGCCUGCCCGCUCUCUGCCUCCCCGCUGGGGGCUUCGCCACCAGCUACAGCCUGGGCGGGGGCUGGUUUGGGGAGGGGAUCCUCACGGGCAGCGAGAAGGAGACCAUGCAGUCCCUGAACGACCGCCUGGCCAGCUACCUGGAGAAGGUGCGGCAGCUGGAGCAGGAGAACGCCAGCCUGGAGAGCCGCAUCCGGGAGUGGUGUGAGCAGCAGGAGCCCUACCUGAGCCCCGACUACCAGUCCUACUUCCGCACCGUCGAGGAGCUGCAGAAGAAGACCCUGUGCACCAAGUCGGAGAACGCCAGGCUGGUGGUGCAGAUCGACAACGCCAAGCUGGCUGCGGAUGACUUCCGAACCAAGUUCGAGACGGAGGCGGCCAUGCGGCAGCUGGUGGAAUCGGACAUGAACGGGCUGCGCCGGGUCCUGGAUGAUCUGACCCUGUGCAAGGCCGACCUGGAGGCCCAGGUGGAGUCCCUGAAGGAGGAGCUGCUGUGCCUCAAGAAGAACCAUGAGGAGGAAGUGAACUCACUGCGCUGCCAGCUUGGAGACCGGCUCAAUGUGGAGGUGGACGCUGCUCCGCCUGUUGACCUGAACCGUGUCCUGGAUGAGAUGCGGUGCCAGUAUGAGACCCUGGUCGAGAAUAACCGCCGGGAUGCUGAGGACUGGUUCAACACCCAGACUGAGGAGCUGAACCAGCAGGUGGUGUCCAGCUCGGAGCAGCUGCAGACAUGCCAGGCAGAGAUCAUCGAGCUGCGGCGCACGGUCAACGCGCUGGAGAUCGAGCUGCAGGCCCAGCAGAGCAUGAGAGACGCUUUGGAAUCCACGCUGGCUGAGACCGAGGCCCGCUACAGCUCGCAGCUGGGCCAGAUGCAGUGCAUGAUCACCAACGUGGAGUCGCAGCUGGCUGAGAUCCGCAGCGACCUGGAGCGGCAGAACCAGGAGUACCAGGUGCUGCUGGACGUGCGGGCCCGGCUGGAGUGCGAGAUCAACACGUACCGGGGCCUGCUGGAGGGCGAGGACUGCAAGCUCUCGUGUACCCCUGACCUGUCGUCCUCCAAGUCCUGCCUGCCCUGUCUCCCGGCGGCCACCUGUGCCCCUAGUGCAGGCCGUACCUCCUGCAGCCCCCGUCCCCUCUGUGUGCCCUGUCCAGGGGGGCGGUUCUGA
Sorex araneus (European shrew) is the source of this 1350-nucleotide messenger RNA. RefSeq names its product keratin 35 (gene KRT35). The transcript has 7 exons. The record is from RefSeq and is a predicted model, not a curated record. Gene Ontology annotation, molecular function: structural molecule activity. Bases 1 to 1350 code for a protein of 449 amino acids. NCBI's taxonomy places the organism in Eukaryota, Metazoa, Chordata, Mammalia, Eulipotyphla, Soricidae.